AUGGCAGUAUCCCUUGAUGAGGUCAAUGUCCUCAUCCUGCGAUACCUAAAGGAAAGCGGCUUCGAUCAUACAGCAUAUGUUUUUGAAAAUGAAUCGUUUUUAGCUUCAUCAAACGUUAAUCUCGCGAGUAUACCUCCUAAUGCGCUUAUAGCAGUACUUCAGAAGAGCUUAAUAUACAUGAAGAACCAGAAAGCAAUUCAGAAUGCAAGAAAAGAUCCAAACAACAAAAUCCACAAAGAUUUACUCGAAUUAGAGGAGAAAUUCCCGAUUAAAGAAACGCAGUUUGUCGAUGUUACUGAGUCACAGCUCAUCGCAUCAGCAUCAAUUCAGCAUCCAUAUCGACCUCAGUCAGAGAUACAAGAAACAAUCAGUUUAUCGCCAUCGGUUGCCUCCAUUCUUGCUAAGCAUACAGCUGAUGUUUAUUCUUGCUGCUGGUCGCUUGAUGGAUCCCAUCUCGUGACAGCUGGCGCUGACGGAGUUUCCAUUAUUUGGACAAUCGAGAAUGGAAAGCCCGUUUCUGACCAAAACAUCAACGUUCAGUUCAAACCCGAAUCCGUCGAUCAUGAUUUUUCAGACGUUUCUAUUUCAUGCGAGAAUUUAAUCGCAUUAGGCAGUUUUGAUGGCUGUGCUUACAUAUGCGAUAUGAACGGCAACCAAUUACAUUGCUUAGAAGGCAAAGCGUUUAUUUACGGCGUAUAUUUUUCUCCAAAUGGAAAAAAGUUAUUAACAAUUUCAGCCGAUAGAUCAGUAAUUGUCUGGUCAUCCGACGGCAAACAAUUAAACAAGUUCGAUAUGCAUUCAGACGCUAUACUUACCGCAGGCUGGCGCAAUAAUAAUGUUUUUGCCACGGGAGGAGCCGACGGAAACAUCGUUGUCUACGAUCUUUCGCUUAAUUCUACAGAAAUACUAAAGGGCCAUACGUCCAAAAUUAAUAAAAUCGCAUGGUCUGUCAAUGGAAUCCUCGCAUCUGGAAGUUACGAUAACCAAAUCCGUAUCUGGCGUGAGGACGGAACUUGCAGUAAUGUUCUCAAUGGCCACACAAAGCUGAUCUCUGAUUUGAAGUGGAAACCAAACAGUGACAGAAUUCUCGCUUCAAGUUCGACCGAUCAGACAGUAAUUAUGUGGGAUGCUCAGACUGGAACACAACUUAAUUCGGCUCAGCACCACAAAGACGACAUUUUGUCGAUUGAUUUCUCUUCAUCAGGUGCUUUUUUGGCAUCUGGCGGUUACGACGGUAUCGUUUCUGUAUCUGACGUGGCCAACUCGAAACAUGUUGUUUCUUUCGAGGGAACUUCGAAGAUUUAUGAUUUGAAGUGGUCGCCGGACAAUGAAAGUAUCGCUGUUUGUUUUGCUGAUUCUACUGUUGCAAUUAUUCAUAUGAAAAUGUAUAUAAACAAAUAA
This is a messenger RNA of Trichomonas vaginalis G3, 1401 nucleotides long. Its product is annotated as transcription corepressor protein. NCBI's taxonomy places the organism in Eukaryota, Parabasalia, Trichomonadida, Trichomonadidae. Gene Ontology annotation, molecular function: protein binding; transcription corepressor activity. Gene Ontology annotation, cellular component: histone deacetylase complex. Gene Ontology annotation, biological process: regulation of transcription by RNA polymerase II. The record is from RefSeq and is a predicted model, not a curated record. The coding region runs from base 1 to 1401 and encodes 466 amino acids. The transcript has a single exon.